This is a messenger RNA of Pseudonaja textilis, 2832 nucleotides long. Lineage: Eukaryota; Metazoa; Chordata; Lepidosauria; Squamata; Elapidae. The record is from RefSeq and is a predicted model, not a curated record.
GCAAGGGGGCGCUGCUUCGGGAUUCCGCCCCUGCAAUUGCGCGCGGCGGGGCCAAGGGGGAGGCGUUGAGGGGCGCAAGAGGACCUGCUGCCCAAGGGAGAAGGCUGCACCCCAUUGGCAGCCUCGGUGUAAGUCUUGGCUUGGGAAAGUUUUCCCUCCACCGUCCCAAAAGAACAUCCCUGGAGAACAUCAAGGAAGAAACGUCAGGGAAAUCCAGGCCUGAGAUGGGAUAAGUAUCCCUCCCAUGGCUUCCAGCAAAGCGAUCCGGAAAGAAAGGGGGGCUCCCUCGUCCCUGCACCUCCCUGUCCAGGCUGCUCAAGGAAAGACAGUCAAAAUGGAGGAGAAGGAAACGGCCUGUGCCAAGCCGGCCGAGCAAGUCCAGAAGGAAUCCUGCGUCAUCCAGGCCAGUGGCCCCACCGAAAUACCGAGACGGGGGUCCCCACUGCAGAUCAAGCAGGAACCGGACGAGGGCCUGGCCCAGCGCUGGGAAGCCCAGUGGCAGAAUUUCCUGAAGAUGGUGCAGGCCCCGCAUCCCAGUUGGGUCUCCUCUCCGUUGCCAGAACUGGUGGCUUUUAGUGACUCCAAAGGGAUCCAACCUUCCAGCGGGAUGACCCCGCAGGUCUUUGGCUGGAAAGUGAAGGAAGAAGUCUGUGAGGAAGAGAUCGGAAACACGGAGGCCCAGAGGCAGCGGUUCCGGCAUUUUUGCUACCAGGAUGCCGAAGGGCCCCGCGAAGUCUGCAACCGUCUCCGGGAGCUUUGCCACCGGUGGCUGAAGCCAGAGAGGCACACCAAGGAGCAGAUCCUGGAGACCCUGGUGCUGGAACAGUUUCUGGUCAUUCUGCCCCCGGAGAUCCAAGGCUGCGUCCGGGACCGGGGACCGGAGAGUUGUGCCCAGGCGGUGGCCCUUGCUGAGGGUUUCCUCCUAAGGCAGAAGGAGGCCCAGUUGGGCCAGGAUUGCUUUGAGGAAAUGACGGUGAAUCUUCCAAGGAUCCAUCAAGUCUGCUUGGGGGCCUCUCGAAAGCUAGCAGGGGGAAGGCUGCUGAAUGAACAGGAGCGGCCACCUCUCUGGGCCCAAGAUUACCUGGACCGAGAGUCCACCGGCAGGACGUCGCUCCCCAAAACCCAGGACAACCUCUCGCCACGGUCCGGAUUGGGCAAAAUUUCGGAGAAUGAGCUGAUGAGGCCUGAAAGGUCUUCGGGCUCUCUCCCGACCAAGAGAGGCUCCGAAGCGAUCCCAUGCAGAGUGGGCUACAAAGAUCUCGGCGGGAUCCUUUUCCAGGAGAGGAUCCAAGAGAGCCCCCGGCAGAAGCGCUGCGUCGUGCUCCGCCGGCGGAUCCACACCGAGGAGCGGCUCUACAAGUGCCAGGAUUGCUGGAAGAGCUUUGACCACCGCUCCCACUUCAUCCGCCACAAGAAGAUCCACACGGGCGAGAAGCCCUUCCAGUGCACCGACUGCGGGAAGAGCUUCAACCGGAACUCCAACCUCACCACCCACAUGCGGACUCACACGGGCGAGAAGCCCUACAAGUGCUUGGACUGCGGCAAAAGCUUCCGGUGGAGCUCGGAUUUCAUCGUCCACGAGCGGACUCACACCGGGGAGAAGCCCUACAGCUGCGCGGACUGCGGGAAGGCCUUCCGCCGCAGCUCCAACCUCACAGCCCAUGAGCGGACGCACCGGGGUGAGAAGCCCUACAAGUGCUUGGACUGUGGGAAAAGUUUCACCCGAGGCCUCUACCUGAUUGCACACAAAAAGACGCACUCGGGGGAGUGAGCGGGAGAGAGCGAGAGUCGGUUAGCGGUGGCCCCACCUUGGAUAUUUCCUGGGAGAAGGGAGCUCCUCAGACGUCUCAUCUGAACGGCAUCCAUGGCUCAUCUGGGAGGGCGGCGGCAGGGAACAAAAUGAUCACUUCUGGGUUUGGGUUCAGGGCCCUGUCAACAACUCCAGAUGACCGGUGAUGGAUGUGAUCUACAGCAAUCUCACUCCAGUGCAAAGUUGGCCCAGUGAAGUUGCCAAAAAAAAAAAAAAAAUGUCCGCCAGAAUUCAUUUCGGCGGACGAUUCUUCUGGCAAAUCCUUCAACCUCCCCGCAAGCCCAGUCGAUCAGUUUGGGGAGUAGGGCAACUCAGCCUACAAUGACCACGUUUGGGUGGGAUGACAGCUUCUCUCAGGACGUGACUCGCUACAGCGUGAGCAAUUUGAAUUCUCCAAAACCAAAAUCGGGAGGGUGAGCUGAAGGCGAGGAAGGCCUUGUUAGGAAGACAUGUUAUUCUGGGCCGGAUGGUUUCUCCACCUCGAAGCUGAGGGAGAAGAUCUUUUUAAGUUUUAGAUUGGCACAGUGCUGCAGAUUUGAACCCCCAAAAGGACUUCGGAGCAGCGGAGAGACCUGCUUAACCCCCUUAAGAGCAGGGAUCUCCUAACUUGGCAACGUUUUAAGACUUGGGGACUUCGACUCCCAGAAUUUCAGCCUGGUCGACUGAGGAAUUCUGGGAGUUGAAGUCCACCAGUCUUAAAAGUGGCCAUGUUUGGAGACCUCGGAUUUAAAGCAAACCAUUGCUUUUUCUGCAGCUGCAGAAGACCACAAUGCCAGUACCAGCUGCGUUUAGGGGAUGUGGGGGCUGUUUGCACUUAAGAGAAACCUUUUGGGAUUUAGAUCCAAAGAGCACUGCCUGGCUUUUAUCUUUUGAUGCGCUGGUCAUGUACCAGCUACAAAGUAGAACAUCACUGUUGGGUCAUUUUGGUUCCCUUCAAGCGGUUUUCUCUCGGCUGCAGCCCACCCCUUUGUAUUAUGGGCGUAGUAGUACUAAUUUACCAUAUAUGGUGGUAUUUCUCAACC